Auanema sp. JU1783 is the source of this 1200-nucleotide messenger RNA. NCBI's taxonomy places the organism in Eukaryota, Metazoa, Nematoda, Chromadorea, Rhabditida, Rhabditidae. The record is from the annotation of a GenBank genome assembly.
AUGCAUAAAUUUGAUGAGGAAGUGGCUGCAGUUUUCAAACGGGAGUCUGAUCACAAAGCCCAGUUGGAGAGUCUGUGCUCGCUUCUAAAUGAAACAUUUCCCAAAUGCAAUGAGAUGAGUUCUAGUGAUCUUCUCCAACUCGUUCAAGCCGUGGUUAAUUUGGAAGCAGGCAGCAUGGUUGUUUCUCGUCAAUUUGUUACAUCAGUUAUUAAUCAAUUGGAAUUAUGCAAUUUGGAUUGUAGCGUUGUGAAAGAGAUUACUAAAGAUCUGUUAGAGAUACUCCAGCCAAGAAAUAUUUCGUACGAAGAGCAGACUUCAACACUUCGAAUGAAACUAGCCGAUACUUUUGAAAGUGAGGGUGACCUCUCAUCUGCAGCUCAAUGUCUUAUGGGCAUUUCAACAGAACCGAGUGGGAGAUUAAUUAGCCAGUCCUUACGUAUGGGGUUACUUCUGCGUAUUGGAAAAUUGCUUCUGGAUGUUGACCAAGUUAGCGAAGCAGAAGGAUAUAUUAAUAAAGCUAGCAUGCUCCAAGAAGAUAAAACUGAUGCGAUCAGCGUGAAGUUCAAGAUGAUCUAUUCUCAAUUGCUGGAUAGAAAAAGAAAGUUCUGUGACGCUGCUCAGCGCUACUAUGAAUGCUCAUUGAUGAUAGAUGUACUGGGUUUGGCUGAUUGUAUGAAAUCGCUGAGUAAAUCUAUCAUUUGUACCAUAUUGGCUAGUCCUGGUAUUUCGAGAACAAGGAUGCUUUCGAUCCUCUAUAAGGAUGAGAGAGCCAAGAGUUUGCCACAAAACGAGUUGUUGAAGAAAUUAUUCUUGGAUCGUUUCGUUAAAGUGCAUGAGCUAGAAGAGUUUGAGAGAUGCUUAUGCAAACAUCAGAUUUAUAACGAGAAAGGAGAAUCCAUUGUGCGGAGCGUAAUCCUAGAGCAUAAUGUUUCUGCUAUUUCGCAAGUUUAUGUUAAUAUAUCUUUACAAACCAUGGGUGACUUAUUAGGAAUAACAGCUGAGAAGGCAGAAGAAAUUGCUGUUCAAAUGAUUUCUGCGCAAAUUUUGAGUGGAAGCAUUGAUCAAAUCGAAGGAUAUGUACAUUUUACUAAAUACGAAGCUUUAAAGGACUGGGAUCAGCAAAUUUUAUGUUUAUGUGAACAAAUUAACAGAGUUUCGGAACUGAUUGUGAACGAGCAUCCGAAUUUAGCAGUCAAGUAA